AUGGUAGGGGCCAUUUCUUCUACUGGAGGUGUUGGCAAGAGAGCUGGAUAUAGUUCUAGACUAUCUGGAUUAGGAAAUAAUGGUAGUAAGAAGAAAAGCUUCCAGAGGGGUUCACAUUCUAGAGGUUCCCAGAUGAGGAGUAACGCCCUUAGGAGUAUGGGUGGGCAGAGUCAAGCUUCGAGACAAGAUUAUACUCCUAUGGUAGCUAGAUCGAUUAGAGCCCCACAGUGUAGCGGGUGUGGGAGAUACCAUACUGGAGAGUGCUGGAUAUGUUUCAAGUUCUAUAAGGUUAGGCACAUUGCUCAGUAUUGCCCAAAGAAUACUCCUCACACCGAUCAAAGGUCUAUUAUUCCUGGUCGUGCAUUUGCUAUGACAAGGGAAGAGGCUAAAGCUUCCUCCAAGCUUAUCCAAGGUAUGAUUUCUUUAAGCAAUCAACGGAUUUCUGUUUUAUUUGAUUCUGGUGCCACUCACUCAUUUGUUUCUGAUGAGUGUCCAAAAGACUAA
Molecule: messenger RNA, 504 nt
Organism: Prosopis cineraria
Lineage: Eukaryota; Viridiplantae; Streptophyta; Magnoliopsida; Fabales; Fabaceae
Exons: 1
Coding region: 1-504 (167 amino acids)
Biological process (GO): proteolysis
Molecular function (GO): aspartic-type endopeptidase activity
Source: RefSeq, a predicted model, not a curated record